Entelurus aequoreus (snake pipefish) is the source of this 2671-nucleotide messenger RNA. Its product is annotated as mediator of RNA polymerase II transcription subunit 27. The record is from RefSeq and is a predicted model, not a curated record. Gene Ontology annotation, cellular component: mediator complex. Lineage: Eukaryota; Metazoa; Chordata; Actinopteri; Syngnathiformes; Syngnathidae. Bases 10 to 888 code for a protein of 292 amino acids. Gene Ontology annotation, molecular function: transcription coactivator activity. The transcript has 8 exons. Gene Ontology annotation, biological process: regulation of transcription by RNA polymerase II.
UGCCGGCUGAUGACGUCACCAGCCCGCGGCGGAGAAGAAGAAGGCAACAUGGCGGACGUGGUGAGUGUCGAAGUCAACCUGGACGCUUUCUCGCACGCUAUCAGCGGGAUUCAGGCGCUCCGCUCCAGCGUGAGCCGCGUCUUCGAGUCCCUGAAGGAUGGCAUGAAGAACCGGGAUACCUUAGAAAACCGGGAGAAACAAUUUAUAGCCGAAUUCCAGGACAAUCUGCAGGCGGUCAACAGAGACCUGAACGAGUUGGAGCGCCUCAGUGGUCUUGUUGGUCGACCAUCCGAGUCUCACCCGCUCCACAACAGUGGACUUCUCAGUCUGGACCCUGUUCAGGACAAAACUCCUCUUUACUCUCAGCUGCUGCAGGCCUACAAAUGGUCCAACAAGUUGCAGUACCACGCGGGCCUGGCCUCCGGUUUGUUGAACCAGCAGUCACUCAAGCGGUCAGCCAAUCAGAUGGGAGCGUCGGCCAAAAGACGGCCUAAGGUCCAGCCCAGCACGCUGGUCCUUCCCCCUCAGUAUGUGGACGACGUCAUCUCUCGGAUCGGAAGGAUGUUUCCCGACAUGACAAUUGAACUGUUCCGACCUAAUGGAACGUCUGCCGUGCUGCUGAACGUUGGUCCGAGGCUUCAACGAGAACGUUUACACCGACGACGGAAAGCUGGACAUCUGGACCAAGUCCCAUCACCAAGUCUUCCAGAAGGUAACGGACCACGCCACCACCGCCCUGCUGCACUACCAGCUGCCUCAGAUGCCCGAGGUGGUGGUGCGCUCCUUCAUGACUUGGCUGAGGAGCUACAUCAAACUCUUCCAGUCUCCCUGUCAGCGCUGUGGUCACUUCCUGCAGGACGGACUUCCGCCCACGUGGAGGGACUUUAGGACCCUGGAGGCCUUCCACGACACCUGCCGCAUGUGACGCUCUUUUAUUGCAAUAAACUUCGACUAUUUUUCUACACAGGGUGUUUGGUCACGUGACCUGAUGAGCCAGUAGGAUAGUCACAUGACAUAGAAAAGGACAUUUUGACGACUCAAAUGCAUUUUUACGUCAAAUAUUCACGUAGAAAAGAAUUUUGGCAGUAUUAUAAUAAAAGUCGUAAUUGUACUCAACGCAAGUCAAAAUUUUACAAGAAAAACUGAUUUGUGCAAUUUUAUGAUAAAGGUUGGAAUUUUACACAGUAAAAGUUGCAAUUUUACAAGAAAAGCUUAACAUUUUGGCAAUUCUAUGAAAAGAGUUGUAAUUUUACUCGACCAAAGGCACCAUUUUGUAAGAAAACCUUAAACUUUUGGCAAUAUUAUAAUAAUAAUUGUAAUUUUACUUGGCAAAAUGAUGACAGGUCAUCAUUUUACUCAAAACAUGUCACUAUUUUACUAGAACAACCCCAAAAAAUUGGCAAUAUUGUAAUAAAAGUCAGAAUUUUUUAUGACAAAAAUGUCACCGUUUUGCAUUAAAAAGUCAUAAUUUUACAUAAAGUAAUUUUACGAGGAAAUAUUGCAGUAUUACAAAAACAGAAAGAAUAUGAGAAAUUGUUCCCAAUUUGAUAAGAAAAAAGCCAACACAUUGUGAGAAAAAGACUUUUAGUUCAUUUAGAUUUUUUUUGUUUGUAAUUAUUUUUUAAUUUUCAUUAUUUAUUUCAAGUUAUUACAGUAUGUCUCUAAAUACAUAUUUAUUUUUAAAUUAAUUUUGGCCAAAGGGGGCACAUUUCAAUUUCUUACACACACUUGUUAUUUCAUAUGUUGACCAGAGGGGGAGCACUUUUAAAAGCGACACACAGUCAAUGUGACAAAUCACCCUCAUGUUGAUAGAUGUCACCACUAAUGAGACAUUGUCUAUUAGAUGACAUAGAAAAGGACAUUUUGACGACUCAAAUGCAUUUUUACGUCAAAUAUUCACGUAGAAAAGUCACAUGACAAUGAUGUAGACUGGUACUACUGAGACGAGUCACAUGACCUAGAUCAGGGGUGUCAAAGUCAUGUUAGAUGGGGGGCCGCAUGGAGACAAGUCUACUCCCAAGUGGGCCCGACUGGUCAAAUCACGGCACGAUAACUUCAAAAUAAAGACAACUUCAGAUUGUUUUUUGUUUAAAAAUACAACAAGCACAUUCUGAAAAUGUACAAAUAAUAUUUUUACAUGUUGCGUUUAAUAGUAUUCUAUCUUUCUGUAUAAAUGAUGUAAUAAUGUUCAUCAGUCAACUCAUUGCUGUUCAUUUUCAAUCUAUCAAGAUACAAAAUGAAUAUCAAAAUCAAAUGACAGGAUGUUAUUGAUGUAUUUUGCUCGUUUUCUUCGACUGGUGCACUGACAUCAUGCGGUUUAUUUUAUUUAACAUAUGUAACCUUUCCUGUGAUAAAAUGUCCCACAAGCUGUCCCACCACUCUGGUCGCUUUGGUGUAGAACACAUUAAAGCCUUCUACAGAAAGCUAGAAGUAUCCAACAAUGAUUUCAAAUUAGAAAUGGUCACAGCUGAUGAGGUGUUUAAAAAAUUGAGCGCGCUCCACCCUAACAAGGCCACCGGCCUGGAUAAUAUUCCCUCCAGAUUCCUCAGGGACUCUGCCUCCACCAUUGCCCCGGUCAUCACGCACAUAAUAAACCUAUCAAUUACACAAGGCCAAGUACCAAAAGAUUUUAAGAUAGCAAGAGUAACUCCCCUCUUUAAAAAAGGAAGCA